Messenger RNA from Cyphomyrmex costatus, 306 nucleotides. RefSeq lists its product as uncharacterized. Lineage: Eukaryota; Metazoa; Arthropoda; Insecta; Hymenoptera; Formicidae. The record is from RefSeq and is a predicted model, not a curated record. The transcript has a single exon. The annotation marks the transcript as partial.
UUUGCGGAGAUCUGAAAAUUUUAACCAUUAUCCUAGGCCAGCAAUCAGGUUUCACAAAAAAUCCCUGCUUUUUAUGUUUGUGGGACAGUAGGGACAGGACAAAUCACUACGUACAGAAAGAAUGGCCUAAUAGAACAGACUUUCAUCCAGGAUCAAGGAACAUCAUACGCAAACCAUUAACUGAUCCUUCGAAAAUUCUGCUACCACCUCUUCAUAUCAAGCUUGGUCUCAUGAAGCAGUUUGUGAAAGCUCUGAAUAAAGAUGGUCAGUGUUUUCAAUAUUUAGGAGAUAAGUUUCCCGCGAUAA